GUCGUUUCCAGAGACUGUGCGGGGUCGAUUUCGGCGGUCGGGGUGAUUUGGAAAAACGACUGUCGCCCACAUCGUCCCCUCCGUGCGCAUCUUGGCUAUCUUUUUUACGGAAUGCUCUAAGAACACUUUUGCUGUUUCUUCAGCAGUAUCUCCACAGAUGGUUGAUGCUUGGCAAAGAAAUCCUCUUCAUUAACAUUUUCAUAAGCAUUAUUUUUAACACAAACCACAUAUUCAAUAAUCAUGGUUGCAGCAAGCCCUGACUUCAAAUCUUCAGAGAUAUUUGAGCAGAUGGACAGUGUUCUAAAAACAGAUGGAGCAGAUAUAGUGAAAAAGAUGAAGGCAGUGUUCGCAUUCUCUGUAAAGAACUCCGGCGGCAAGACAGCUACCUGGACUGUGGAUGUGAAGAAUGGCAAUGGUGGUGUGGAGCUUAAUAGCAACAAGAAAGCCGACGUCACCUUGACGCUGUCAGACGCUGACCUGGUGGACCUGAUGAUGGGCAAGCUGGACGCGCAGAAGGCCUUCUUCCAGGGCAAGCUCAAGAUCAAGGGCAACAUGGGCCUUGCGCUUCGACUCAAGACCUUCCAGAGCGAGAUGGAUAAGUACAAGGCCAAGCUGUGAGCAAGCCGGCGAUGCGGGUUUUUGUCGUGUGAUUUUCAGCAGGCGACUGGACAUUGCGAUUCGUAAUUGUAUGCAGGGAGCUAGUUAAUGAUAACUACUUUUGUAGUUGGGCCAACAUAUUCGUUAUGCAUCUGUAACGCGCCGUCGAUUGCUCUGCCAUGCGCUCACCUCUGUGUGUUGAUGAUGAUCACAAGAUCCCGCAAACUCUGAACAGGAUCCUGCCCGUGGAUGGUGCUGCGGUACGUGUUAUGGGUGCACGUGGUACGUGGGAACGGGCACUCAUUGCAGGCUGGAUGGGAUGCAGUUAAUAUACAUAUGUUACACAUAUUGACAAGGAAUAUGCCUGUUGGCUUCGCAGAAUAUAUCGAGUGAUCGUGA
Molecule: messenger RNA, 996 nt
Organism: Pollicipes pollicipes
Lineage: Eukaryota; Metazoa; Arthropoda; Thecostraca; Pollicipedomorpha; Pollicipedidae
Product: non-specific lipid-transfer protein
Exons: 6
Coding region: 241-618 (125 amino acids)
Cellular component (GO): cytosol
Source: RefSeq, a predicted model, not a curated record